UAUGGCGUCUUCCGGCCUAUCUGAUGUCGCGGCGGAAGAAGGGGGAGCAGAUACGACAAAAGCCAAGCUAACCUCAGGAUGGUCCAAGCGUGGCAAGGGUUCCUGUCCAAAUUGUGGUUUGCAAUAUAGUUGCCGUUACAAGCCACCAAGUUGUUCAGGAUGCAAUUUUGAGCUUGGAGGAUCAUAUGUCCCUAAAAAAAAGCCUCGUCCAUUGGUGCCUAAGUGUACCUUGGUGGUGCAGCCAUCAGACGGGUUAUCAAUCUACUCGGUUAAUACCAGUACCCAUGAUGAUCGAUGUAUUGUGGUUCGUGAAGAGGCUUCAUCUAUGUGUCAGCAUCACCUGUGUAAACAGAAUAGAGCCAUUCAUAUUAACAGCCAAAAAGUGGCAAGCUUUAGUUGUCAGCAUUUGGAAUCCACCAGAGAUUGUACAACUCCUCUUCAGACAUUCAAUGGGAUAUCAGAUGAGGUCAUUUCCAGUUAUCUCUGUGAUGAUGAAACAAAAAAAACCCUGGCAGAAGUGGCAAAUGCAUCAAAGGCACAGUCAUUUCCAGUUGUGGUGCAUGUUUCUCCAACUAUGUAUUGCGUCUUUGGAAUGGCAACCACAAACAACACUGUUGGAUAUUGCCAUGUCAAGGUAACUGAAAAGGAAAUUAAAUGCUGUUCCAAAGACUGCAAAGGUAUGUUGAAGAGCAAGCAGCAAAAGUCCCGAAAAGUUUGCACCCACAUCCAUCUUUUAUUGGCUCUUGGCAUUUUUACACACAACGAAUGUGUGUCAGCAGAUCUUCCCCCACCAAUAGUGCCAGACAGUUCCUUGACAACAAUUGACAGAAGUGGGAGCAAGUCUCGCAAGGCAACCAUGGGACUUAAAAUGAAGUUAAAGUUGCCAUAUGUCAUUCCAAAACCCAUUAUUCAGGCAGCAAGUAAAAUGGAUUUUUCCGGGUGGCCAGAGCAGUUUGAACCAGACCAAAUUUUGUGCGAUUUGUGUAAAAGUCCUCUUGGUCAGUCCAAGCCACACCCAAAUCAACGUGGGCGAUCAAUCAUAAUGACCAAUGGAUGUCCAUUCAAAACAGUCAAAAUGCUAGUCAAAGAUUGCUCAUGUUGCUUUGUUAUGCACCAAGUGUUUCCCUACACAUUAGGUCUGUUUAAUAUUAGUGACAAGGUUCUGGUGGCACUUGAAAUUCUAUUAGAGUUCCGAGAAUUGUUCAAAAGAGGAGUGCCAAUUUCUGUAGCCAUAAAAAGUAAAUUAGCUGUGAUGGUCCAGAAAGUUAAGGAGUCGCCAACAGAAAAUGAGUUGGAAAGUAUUGCCACACAUUUAUACAAUGGGUUUUAUUGCUUUGAGGCAAUAACUGAACGCAAUAUGGAUUCAGGUGUUUGUGGGAUUUGUGGUACUGUUGGUGAAGUGUAUUUUGGGGAUGGGAAUGAAAAAAAUUGCUGCAGCAUUAGCGAGAUUGAUUACUCACCACUACAAGAUAUAGAUUAUGAGGAAGAUGAUCCUAUUUCCCUUGAGAUGUUCUUGGAGAAAUUAAAAUACAAUUUGGUGGAAAAGACAACCUACACACGAUCUGAAAAGGCCACUAUCCACUUUUCCACCAUCCCACCAGUCAUAGCCCCAUCAUUGAGAGGUACAAAAUUGUUCAACACUGAAGGGGAAAAAAAGUGCUUUUCUCAAGCAAUAUGGCAAACCUAAUGAAGGUGAUCCAGCUCUUUUGCAUCAUUGGAUAUCCACUCAAGUAGUUGACAUGAACACAAUUGAGCAAUGCAGUGUCGAGAAGCUGAAAGAACUUUGUCAUUUGUGUAAUAUAGCAAUUUCAGGCAAAUCAAAGGCAAGAAUGCUCAUUGAUUUGCGGUCAUUGUAUGAAACCUUGCUGGUUGGUUCAUGUCCUUGCCAUGGCUUCACAAAAGUGCCAGGGCAUACUGGUGGUUUCUACCACAUUGUUUGUCGCCAUGGCGUAAGUAUAGAAAUAUUUCACCUGCAAUGCAACUCUACUUUUGAGACGUGUAAAUUACGAAAGUACAACUUUAUUU
This is a messenger RNA of Dendronephthya gigantea, 2025 nucleotides long. RefSeq names its product HMG domain-containing protein 3-like. NCBI's taxonomy places the organism in Eukaryota, Metazoa, Cnidaria, Anthozoa, Malacalcyonacea, Nephtheidae. The record is from RefSeq and is a predicted model, not a curated record. The transcript is spliced from 7 exons. The coding region runs from base 2 to 1687 and encodes 561 amino acids.